GUUGCUUUACAAGUUGCUUAGUUCACAUGUAAUGUGAGUGUAUUCCAUGUGUCAUUCAAGAAGAGGACAUUAAAAACUAUAUAUUAGAUAAAAUUUAACAUAUAUCCAAAUCGCAGGACCAGAGUAACCUUUGAUCUGAAGGAUAUCCUGUCUCCGCAGGAAUACUAAACCAAAGUAGGAAAACCAAUUGAUUGCAAGGAUGAUGGAAGAUUCAAAUGAAGAAGCAGCACUAAGUGUAAGUGCGAGCAGCAUCAGAAUCACUGAUGUGACUGAGGAUGGAGACGUUCUGACGUUUGCCAUCACGUCCCAGAAAUUGAACAGCAGUGCUGGGGUCUGUGUUUUUCGAACAUAUGACGACUUUGACUGGCUUCAGCAGAGUCUGUUCUCACAAGAAAAUCUUCCUGGACUUCAAGGAAUUAUAUUCCCCCCUUUGCCCUCUAAAGCAUUUCCGUCACAGUCAAACACCCAGACAAAAACACUCAAACAACUCGGGUUCCUGGCUCUGGGACAGGAUUGGAAGAGUUAUUGUAAAGCUUUGGAGUUUUAUCUCCAGCAGGUGGCAGCACACCCAACUCUCUGCAAGUGCAAAUCUCUGGACAGCUUUCUUAUUAAUUCUGAGUCUCCUGGAAAACAGCGAGGCAGGAAAGGAAUUUUUAAUCGCCUCAGUCAGGCUGUGGAGGAGAUGAGGAAGGAAAGUCAUAAGGAUGUGGACAACUUCUUUCAGAAUGAGAGGAACAAAAACACAAAUGUUGCUGCGUUGUCAAAAGUUGCCACAGAGAAAUUACUUGAUGUUGUGAUGACAGAGCAAAAGCUGGCUUUGGCCUGUGGACAUUUCUCCACAUCUCUUCAUCUUUGUGUAAAUCAGGACGAUGCAGAUGCUGUAGCUUUCUCCAAGAUUUGUUUGAAGCUGUCGGAUAUUAUUGAGGCAGUAAAGCGAAACUUUGAAAAAGUUGCUAGUAACAAUAUGUCUACUCUUGGUUUGGGUCUGGACCUGGAGUCUCGUUACCAAGAGGCAGAGAAAGAGAUGCUCUUCAGAAGAACCUGUAAGCUGAUAGAGCUGGAAACCGUUAAGAAGAAUACAGAAAAAGCCAAGGCCAAUAAGAGAGAAGUGAUGGAAGCAUUUCAAAAAGCAGUUGAGAAAGAGUUCAACCAGACCUCAUCUGUGGCUAAACAAGAGAUCGAGCGUUUUCAUAGCUCCCGAGUGAAUGUACUGCAGAAGUUCCUGAUUGGCUGGUGUGAACAACAACUCAACACAGCAAAGGAGUUUGCUGAACUCUACUCUCAGCAUCUGGAAGCUUGCAGAAACAUGUACUCAGAAUGAAUGAAACAUAAGCAGGCAGUAGAUUAUGACAGUAUAGCUGGUAAUGUUAUUAAACUUUUCAGAGACAGCUUAAAAAAAUGGAAGUGCUGUGUAAAUGUAUUCUAUUUAGUUUAAUCUCUUAUCUUUUUAAUCACUUGAGGCCUUUAAUUUGAUUGUUCUUAAUCUUUUUCCGUCUUUAACACUUAAAGUCAUCUAAUUUGAACACCAAUGUAACUUCCAGUUCCACAGUUCUAGAUUAGGCUACAGAUUCAGAAUUGAACUUUGUCCCAUGUAAGCUUGCAAUAAAGCUAUAA
Messenger RNA from Labeo rohita (rohu), 1614 nucleotides. Its product is annotated as sorting nexin-5. The transcript has 15 exons. Lineage: Eukaryota; Metazoa; Chordata; Actinopteri; Cypriniformes; Cyprinidae. Gene Ontology annotation, molecular function: phosphatidylinositol binding. Bases 200 to 1321 code for a protein of 373 amino acids. The record is from RefSeq and is a predicted model, not a curated record.